CGAUCAUGUACAACUCGGAACCUACUUCACUUCUUAUCUCUGAUUGAAAGUGACACUUGUAUUGUUCCUCAAUCUCUGCUCUCUUGCAAAAAUGGCGAUGAAGGGUGCGAUUGUCUCUGCUGCUAAGGCCACUGCUCCAUCUUCCACCUUAUUCUCCAGGCACCUCCACGCAUCUCCGGGGAGCAAGAAGAUUGUUGGGGUGUUCUACAAGGCCAAUGAGUAUGCCAAACUCAACCCCAACUUUUUGGGUUGUGAGGAAAACGCUUUGGGAAUAAGGGACUGGCUGGAAUCUCAGGGACACAAGUAUAUUGUUACUGAUGACAAGGAGGGACCAAAUUGUGAGCUUGAGAAGCACAUUGAGGAUAUGCAUGUCCUGAUCACAACCCCUUUCCAUCCUGCCUAUGUCACGGCGGAGAGGAUUAAAAAGGCCAAGAAUUUGCAGCUUCUUUUGACUGCCGGAAUUGGCUCUGAUCACAUUGACCUCAAGGCUGCUGCGGCAGCUGGACUGACGGUUGCUGAGGUCACUGGAAGCAAUACAGUGUCGGUUGCGGAAGAUGAACUCAUGAGAAUCCUCAUUCUUGUGAGGAACUUUGUUCCAGGGUAUCAGCAGGUUGUUAAUGGGGAGUGGAAGGUUGCAGCCAUUUCUCAUAGGUCUUAUGAUUUGGAAGGGAAGACUGUUGGUACUGUAGGAGCUGGAAGAAUUGGCAAGCUUUUGAUGCAAAGAUUGAAGCCUUUCAACUGUAAUAUCCUCUAUCAUGACAGACUAAAGGCUGAUGCCGAAUUUGAGAAAGAGACUGGGGCUAAGUUUGAGGAUGAUCUUGAUAAGAUGCUUCCUAAAUGUGAUGUUGUUGUUGUCAAUACCCCCUUAACAGAAAAAACAAGGGGGAUGUUUGAUAAAGAGAGAAUUUCCAAGCUUAAGAAGGGAGUCCUGAUUGUGAACAAUGCCCGAGGGGCAAUCAUGGACACUAAAGCAGUUGUUGAUGCUUGCAACAGUGGACACAUAGCAGGAUACAGUGGUGAUGUCUGGAACCCCCAACCAGCUCCCAAAGACCAUCCAUGGCGUUACAUGCCAAACCAUGCCAUGACCCCUCAUAUAUCUGGCACCACAAUUGAUGGACAGUUGCGUUAUGCUGCUGGUACCAAGGACAUGCUUGACAGGUACUUCAAGGGAGAAGACUUUCCGUCUCAGAACUACAUUGUCAAGGAGGGCAAGCUAGCUAGCCAGUACCAGUGAGGAGUUUGUUUCUGAAUAAUGUUGCCAGAAGCUUUUUUUAAGGAAGAAUAAUGUUGCUGAUGUAGUUAGGGUCUGCGCACCCAAUGUCGUCACAUCUUUCUUUUUCUUUUUUCGAUUAGGAAACCUAGUUUGAUCCAAGCAUGCAUACUGUACCAUGUGUAUGUGAGACUUG
Argentina anserina (silverweed cinquefoil) is the source of this 1406-nucleotide messenger RNA. RefSeq names its product formate dehydrogenase, mitochondrial. Gene Ontology annotation, molecular function: formate dehydrogenase (NAD+) activity; NAD binding; oxidoreductase activity, acting on the CH-OH group of donors, NAD or NADP as acceptor. NCBI's taxonomy places the organism in Eukaryota, Viridiplantae, Streptophyta, Magnoliopsida, Rosales, Rosaceae. The record is from RefSeq and is a predicted model, not a curated record. The coding region runs from base 92 to 1234 and encodes 380 amino acids. Gene Ontology annotation, cellular component: mitochondrion; chloroplast. The transcript has 6 exons.